Molecule: messenger RNA, 339 nt
Organism: Arabidopsis thaliana (thale cress)
Lineage: Eukaryota; Viridiplantae; Streptophyta; Magnoliopsida; Brassicales; Brassicaceae
Product: Cysteine proteinases superfamily protein
Exons: 2
Coding region: 1-339 (112 amino acids)
Biological process (GO): proteolysis
Molecular function (GO): cysteine-type peptidase activity
Source: RefSeq, marked reviewed
AUGUAUAAAAUAAAGGCAAGUUUUAUUACCAAACCCAACGCGACUCCGGAGGAAAUCCGAGGAUUACUACUCACUCAAGGUCCUAUUGGUAUAAGUGUUGAUUUAUGUGGAAUAUUUCGUCAAGUUUAUGAGUUCAAGGGGAUCUAUGUUCUGCCUGAACCAAAAGAAAAUAUGGAAAGGCACGCUUUGAUCAUUGUGGGUUUUGGUACAACAAAAGAUAGCAAAUUGUUUUUCAUUGUCCAAAACACGUGGGGGACAAAAUGGGGAUUCAACGGAUAUGCAAGAAUUAUCAUCAAAAAGACUUGUCCUAUCUUUUACGUGAGUGAAUUGGUUAACUAA